This is a messenger RNA of Zasmidium cellare ATCC 36951, 1413 nucleotides long. RefSeq lists its product as uncharacterized. Bases 1 to 1413 code for a protein of 470 amino acids. Gene Ontology annotation, cellular component: cytoplasm. The record is from RefSeq and is a predicted model, not a curated record. The transcript has a single exon. NCBI's taxonomy places the organism in Eukaryota, Fungi, Ascomycota, Dothideomycetes, Mycosphaerellales, Mycosphaerellaceae.
AUGCCUCUCACGAUCCUCAGCGACAAGGACGUCAGUCGCAUCCUCCACUCCUUCAACAAAGAAGACGUGCUCGAGCUCCAGCAAUCCCUAGCCGAUGCCCUGCACUGGUAUUCCACAUCUAGCGAUGCCAACGACUGCUGUUCAGAUUACCAACCAGAGCGGACACAUCUGAAGAGGAAAGAUGGCUCCACCACUCUCUUCAUGCCCGCCAGUAGCAUGAGCGGCCAAGGAGUGAAGGUCGUCAACAUCGUCCCGCCAGAUGCCGGUGGUAUCGGUCCUCCGCUGAGAGAGUCAUCAACGUUGGGCUCGGAUGGCGAUUCUCGUAGCUCGUUAAGCUCUGUAUCGCGCUCAGGCUCGACUGCUACGACAGGGACGUUGGGCUCGCAGUCUUCGCUGCCUACUACUGUCUCUGAGACGGCGGAUGAGACUGGGAAGCUGUCACUGCAAUCUAAUCCCGGGUUCGAAAACGCCGUUGCCAGCAUCAAAGGCUCGUUGACACUGCUCGACCAGGCUGGUAACACGACAGGACUCAUCAACGCUGAAGAAGUGACGGCUUUCCGCACUGCCUUGGCCUCCACGAUGCUCCUAAAAAAACGCCACUCCGUCCACGACGUGACGGUCUUCGGCGCAGGAAAGCAAGCAUACUGGCACAUCCGACUGGCCCUCCUACUGCGAGGUCCCGAGAUCCACCACCUCAACAUCGUCACGCGAAACUUCGAAAGCGCCCGAAAAUGCAUCAUGCGAGUUUACAAUCCCCUGCCCGACGAUCCAGACUACGUCAACCCCGUCGGCGCCAAAUACAACAGCAAAACCAAAACGAACAUCCUCACACCCAUGUCCGGCGAAUACGAGCGCCUCAUUAAAGAAUACGUCCGCGCCAGCAACGUCAUCUUCUGCUGCACGCCGUCGACAACACCCCUCUUCCCAGCGACCUACCUGACCAACCCCGAAGGCCGCAAGAAGGGCCGCUACAUCGCCUGCAUCGGCUCCUACAAACCGCACAUGGUCGAACUCCACCCGGACGUCCUCCGCUACGCCGUCGCCCCCCACCACGAACACCGACACAUCCACAAGCGCCAGAAAGAAGGCGGCGCCAUCAUCGUGGACACUGUCACGGGCUGCCUCAAGGAAGCCGGCGAGGUCAUCCAGGCGAAACUCAUGCCGGAUCAAGUCGUCGAGCUGGGCGAGCUGUUCAUGCUGAAGCGGGAUGCUGAGGCGCGCAUGAGGGAGAAGGGCGAGAAGGUGGAGGAGGGGUGUAAUUUCCAGGAUAAUUCUGGACUGAAGGAGUGGUUGACGAGGGGGAAUGUGAUUUAUAAGAGUGUUGGGUUGGGGUUGAUGGAUGUUACGGUGGGGAAUGCGUUGAUUGAGAAGGCGAGGGAGAGGGGGGUGGGGACGACGAUUGAUUACUUUUAG